Molecule: messenger RNA, 4226 nt
Organism: Cataglyphis hispanica
Lineage: Eukaryota; Metazoa; Arthropoda; Insecta; Hymenoptera; Formicidae
Product: mucin-22-like
Exons: 7
Coding region: 502-3984 (1160 amino acids)
Source: RefSeq, a predicted model, not a curated record
GAGGAAUUGAAGUAGGGCCGACAUUCGCUAGUCUCAAUACCUCCGCUAUCGUUGCAUUCAAGAUGCGUUGGCGGCAAGAUAAAUUGAACUGAUCAAUCGAUCGUCGGGACGACGAGGAAAAAAGCUAUACCAGAAACAUUAACACGAGGCACAAAGAGACGAGAAGUUACCUCUACUGAUAACAACUUCGGAAUAUCGUGAUGUUGGAUCGGAGGUUUAAUGCUGGAGCGGGGUUGAAAGGAUUUGAUAAUAGGUGGGGAUGAUGGCUUGUGCAGUUAUCGGAGGUGCUAGAUCCAGUCGAGUUGGCAUUUGAGAGCAACAGAAUCAACAUUGAGUGUUGCCACGAGCAUCAAGCCUUGCCAUCAUUGGAUCAUUCGUCAUUAAUAUCAAAAGAAAAGCAGCGUUCCAGUUUUCCUGGAAAUCGUGGUCCGGUUGUUGGCUGAUCGAGAUAAGAAGAUAGAAGAUUUGAAACGAACGGAGAAGUGAGACAUUCUGGCGGCGAUGCUGGUUCGCGCGCCUUACACUCUAACUUUCGUCUUUUUAGUAUGCUGGUUUAGAAAUAAUGCUGCGAUUCCACUUGCCUCUCGUUCUUCAGACUCAAGUCGAGUGCGGCAUGCGUUAAAAGAUAAAGAAAUAGGCUAUCGACGUUAUGAUAUUGCUGCGCAAUCUCGUGCAGCGAGAAGGAUGGAGUCAUCGGAGUCAUCGGCUUCACUUGACGUUGGUGAUAGCGCCAAAAUUCAUAAAAUAAUUAAGAAUGAAAAUGUUACUAUGAAUACGAAUGUCCCCGAUCACCAUGAGCAACAUAGUCACGAGCAUCUCAAACAAGAUGACAUUUCUGAGGCAGAACAACCCGCACGACCAAAUUGCACGAGCGGUAAGAAGGAGAAUCAGAGAUAUUCGAGCAGCUUCAUUGGAAAUGUAACGAAACGUGGUGAUGAGUUGAAUGUUGACAAGGAAUUUAAGGAUAUAAUCGGCAAGGCUAAGACGAUCAGCAGUGUUCAUGAGGAUGAGGAUAUUACUUUGUGUUGGAUCGAGACGACGACCAUCAAAGAGAAUAAGACCGUGCAGCCGCCGAGAAGGCUGGUGAUCCGCGAAUACACGAUUUCUUUCGAGAAUUCUGCAACUAUACCGGAUAAAUAUCUCGAAUGCAAAAAGCUUGAGGGUGAAUUAACACCGAAUGAUGAAGAGAUUAAUAAAACGGCUCUGUUCGAGAUUAUAGACGAGGAUACCAAAGUUAGCAGAGUUGUAAAUUUCACCUCGAUUAGUCAUGUCGGCGACGUUAUUAUUUGGCAAUAUAAAAAGGUGAAAUGCGGGGUCGGCCCGGUGGUCAGUAAGAAUAUCGUAGAGUGGAACGACGGCUCGAAAAAGCCGAAGAAGAGAGUGGAAAUCAAAGUUAGCCCUAAACUGCAGAAAUUAACGGCGACGAAGACCGAGGAGGAGGAACCCUGUACGGAGAGUUCCGUGGAAGAUGAAAAUGAAAAUAGCAGUGAUGUCACUACUGAAUUUUGUAAAAAUAUGAAUGGCGCUUGUGAGGUGACUACAAAAUCUGAGGACAUUUCAAUAAAAAGUACUACUGAGAUAAGCAUAAGCGAAGAGGUCACUGAAUCAAAAGAAGAAGCUGAAAGCGAGAGUGAAGAGGAUCUUAGUUUAUCUAGCGAUGUUACAAAACCAUCGAUAUUAUUUGGUGAAGAAAUAUUUACAUCUACAGUAGAACCUAUUACAAAUGAAGAGAUCGUAAGCUGUGAGCAGGAUUCAUCGGAUCCAUCAUGUACAACGCAAAAGAAUAUCAUGCAUUCUUCAUCUUUGGAAGAAGUGUUUACUGAAGCAGGCGCGACUACAGAGAUUUCAAGUAUUCAUCAAGAAAUUGUUACAGAAAAAGAUAUUUUUGAUAAAGAAAAACUACCCCAGUUUUCCUCUAAAUUAGAAAAGGAAAAAGAAGUUUCUGAUUCAAUUACUGACGAGUCAACUCUUCUACCAUCCACGACAGAUAUAUUAAUAAAGUCUUCUGUUACAACCCCUAAGAAUAUCGAUUAUACUGUCAGUACGUCAGAAACAAAUAUUACGACAAGUCAUGGCGCGACAAAAGAUGAAAAAGAAGAAGAAAACUUAACGUCCACAGAUAAUAGUAAAGAUACUUCUACUGAAUUGACGAGCGAAGAAUUAACCGAGACAGAUCAUGUUCCGUCUUUAAGUACGAUAAAUUCAGCUGAGAUUAAUGCUGAGCAAGAAGUUACAACCAAGGUAUCACCGCAUGAAAUCACCGAAUUCGUGAAAGAAUCCGAAACAUUUACCGAAAUCUUAAACAAACUAUCAUCAAUUUCGACUGAAAGUAUACCUGAAAGUGUAACCUCUCAAUCGAUAUCGACGCUCGAAGAAGUGCUCUUCCAAGGCACGACAACCACUUCGUCAUCUACUGAGAUCAAAUCGACAGCUAGCAGCGAGGUUGAUUACUCGUGCGAGAAUUCCGAAGAUUGCGCAUAUAUUAACAGUCCGGAAUCUUGCGACGAAUUCGGAAAUUGCGACAGUGUAACUUCCAGUUCUUGCGAGUCAAGUAUAUGUUCUGAGGAGGAAACCGAGGAUCAAUCGAAGCCUGACACGAUAUUUUUACCAACGAAAAAUCAAUCGUUCGUAACUGAAUCUCAAUCGUCUGAACAGUUAGCAACGAGCGAAAUUCAACAUACGACUGUCGCAAGUGUCCCUACGACCCUAAUUGCUCAGGAUACUGAGAGCAAUUCAACGAUGAUCAAUAUGGACACGCGAAGAACCACGACUACAAGUAAGCCACAGCACAUAUUGUCUUUAAAAGUGAAGAUUCUUCUAGAACAUAUCAAUGAAAAGAAGGAGAAGCACAACUUGGUCGAGGUUGAGAAACACGUGUCAUUUGAUGAGAAUUCGAUACAAGAAAAUCAUCCUGAUUUGUUAAAACAAUUGAAAGCUCUGAACGAAUCUGUCAACAAUGAAACCUUAAGCGCGUUACUAAAGUGUAUCGGACCAAUCCGAGCGAAAUUGGACAAUUUGAUAGAAAAAACGAAUAUUAACAGUAUGCAAUCAAAUGAUGUUGAUAAGAGUCAUAAAGAAUCGGAAUAUACGGAUUUUUCUGCUUUUGAAGAUUUAAUUUCAGAGCAAUUUACUUCUGAACGCGCCCUUGCUAAAAACGAGGACUUCCAGUAUUCUGAAUAUGAUCAAGAAAACGAUCGAGAAAACGAGGUAUUAUAUCGUAGACGAAGACGCAGAAGUCUUGAUGAUAAAAAAGGAAAUUUAGAUGCACUCGAUAUUGUUACAAAAAGUUCCAUUGAUCCUGAUGAAUUGUCGGUUACGACUAAUUCCUUAAACGUUUCAGAAUUACAAACAACUUCUUUGACGGAGACUACUCAUCCUUCUACAACCACAAAUAACCCCGAAGAGGGGACAAAUUAUGUUACAGAAAAUGAAAGAAAUACAACUACAGAAGGAAAUGACGGCGUAACGUUUUCGACAAUAAAAAACAACGAUACCGAUUCAACCACUUUAGAAUACCAAGAUGUUAAUGUGACAAAGGAGAGCGUACAGCUUUCUACAACGACCAACAACCCUCAAGAGGAAACAAGCGACACAGUACGUACAGAAAGUGGAAACGACACAACUACAGAAAUAGUUUUAAGCACAGUGCCUUCGGUAAGUGAGAACGUCGCCAACGAGACGAAGAUAGAAGUCGUGCAAGUAUUACCAGAGAUACAGAAAGAUGUUUCAACUGGGCUGAAGCACGUGUUUACGGAAUUGACGCAGAAUAAUCUAACCUCCGUCAAUGACACGAACAAAACAGUUAAAACGAAUCUAUUACUAAAAAUUAUAGCAGAUCCCAAGGAUAACAGGGUUCACUCGAGGAUAAGACGAGCGGCUGCGGAAGAGGUCGGACAUUGGUCGAACGAAAGGAUCAGAGAGAUGUCGAUGGGUGGCAGUCUUAGGACUUUCACCGAAUUCACACUGUAUAAAGUCCUUUCUUGAAUAGAUGUGCGGCAAGUCUAAAAGUUUUACCUUAUCGUUUUAGUAAAUCUGAUAUCACAUAAAAGAUAAAUUCAAAAAAACUGGUAUCAGAGAUUGCAUUGCGCAUGUAUAAAUUUCAUUGUGCCUUCUUAAUUUAAUCAUAUGAAUUAAUAAGAAAGGCUUCGUAAUUUACAUUUGUUUAUCAAAACAUGGCAGAUGUAAAAUUAUAUAUAAGAAUAUGCUUUCUAUUUACAAAAAAUGUA